This is a messenger RNA of Penicillium canariense, 1203 nucleotides long. RefSeq lists its product as uncharacterized. Gene Ontology annotation, cellular component: mitochondrion. The transcript has a single exon. Gene Ontology annotation, molecular function: crossed form four-way junction DNA binding; flap-structured DNA binding; DNA endonuclease activity. The record is from RefSeq and is a predicted model, not a curated record. Lineage: Eukaryota; Fungi; Ascomycota; Eurotiomycetes; Eurotiales; Aspergillaceae. Bases 1 to 1203 code for a protein of 400 amino acids.
AUGCGCGCUCCCGCACCACACGCCUGGCUCGCGCCGCUGAAAGUCGCGCAACUCCAGCACCUCGCGCGGGCGACGGGGAUCCAGUCCUCGGGGACGAAGAGCGCCCUUUUAACACGCAUCGAGACCGAGCUCCGGCAGCAGGUGGCCGUGUCAUCGGGCGAGAAGGGCGAUGACUGGAGCGUGCUGAGUAUCGAUAUGGGGAUUCAAAAUCUCGCGUUUGCGCAUUUGCGGGUGCCGAGGGGUUGUGUGGCGUCGACACAGACGCCCGCGCUCUCGAGGCCGGUCCUCACGGCGUGGCAUCGGCUGAAGGUGUCGGAGAUUGGGGGUCUGGAUUUGGAGGGUGGCGGUGGGAUGAAUGUUCCUGGAGUCAAUGUGGCGGGAUCUACGCCCGAGUCUGGAGCUGAAUGCAUAUCCUCUACCUCUGCAUCUACUUCUGCAUUUACAUCUACAUCUACAUCUACAUCUACAUCACCAACAGCAUCAGCCAAGAGCAUCGCCACACCAACAUCCGCCAAAGAAACAUUCUCGCCAGACCUUUACGCCGCACUCGCCUAUACACUAAUCACAUCCCUUCUUACGGCCUACAGACCCACUCACAUCCUAAUCGAGCGCCAGCGUUUCCGCUCCGGCGGCGGCAGCGCCGUGCAGGAGUGGACGCUGCGCGUCGGCGUGCUGGAGGGCAUGCUGUACGCCGUGCUGCACGCGCUCCGGCUCGAGCGCGGGGCCGACCUUGCUGCCGUCCAGGUGCACGGCAUCGAGCCGAAGCGUGUGGUGCGGUACUGGGGGGACCUCGAUCCUGAGGCGGUUGGGGAUAGUGUAGAUGGGGCAACGGCAAAGAAAGGCAGAGUUAGUGCCAGGGAGGUGAAGAAGGCAAAAAUUGACCUUGUGGGACGGUGGCUGGGCGCUUCAGUGGAGACGGGCGCCUCGACCGGGGAGAUGGAGUUGGUGCUGGGGGCGAAGGGGGAUGGGAAGAUUGAUCUUGCGCAGGAUCGGCCUGCGCUGCGAGAGCUUGCGGCUGCGUAUUUGAGAAAGUGGCGGGGCGAAGGGACGAGAAGGACGCGCUCUGCGGGGGCGGUGAAUGAUAUUGGCAAGCUGGAUGAUCUGGCGGAUUGUUUGCUGCAGGGCGUCACUUGGGUGGAGUGGCAGGUCAUGCGGGAGAGGCUGGCACGGGAAGGGGGCCUUUCACGGUUGGAGAUGUUGUGA